Xyrauchen texanus (razorback sucker) is the source of this 5159-nucleotide messenger RNA. RefSeq names its product regulating synaptic membrane exocytosis protein 1-like. The coding region runs from base 191 to 4123 and encodes 1310 amino acids. Gene Ontology annotation, biological process: intracellular protein transport; regulation of synaptic plasticity; positive regulation of synaptic transmission. The record is from RefSeq and is a predicted model, not a curated record. Gene Ontology annotation, cellular component: presynaptic membrane; cytoskeleton of presynaptic active zone. Gene Ontology annotation, molecular function: transmembrane transporter binding; small GTPase binding. The transcript is spliced from 25 exons. NCBI's taxonomy places the organism in Eukaryota, Metazoa, Chordata, Actinopteri, Cypriniformes, Catostomidae.
UAAAAUAAAUCAAUAAUAAUAAUAAAAAAUAAAGCGCUUAAGAGAAACAAAACUACAGUUGUGGUGCCUGAAACAUGAGCGAUUCGCACUAUUCUCCAAGAACGCUGCUUUAUCCGUGGACCAUGUCGUGAGGUGUGGCUCUACGCGCUCCGGAUACUGCCAACAGAUACGCCUGGGAGCGGGGCAGAAGAUGUUAGCCUCGGUAGGGUCACAAAGCGGCCCUCGCCCACCCACCGUGCCGGCUCCCAUGCCUGACUUGAGUCACCUCACGGAGGAGGAAAGGAAAAUCAUCAUGGCAGUGAUGGUUCGGCAAAGGGAGGAAGAGGAGAAGGAACAAGCCAUACUAAAGACACUGCACCAGCAGUUUGAGAGUUAUAAGGAGCAGGUGAGGAAGAUUGGGGCAGAGACUAAACGACAGCAGGCUGUCCAUAAAGAUGAUGCACCUACCUGUGGCAUCUGCCGCAAGACCAAGUUUGCAGAUGGGUGUGGGCACCUGUGUUCCUACUGCCAGACCAAGUUCUGUGCCCGCUGCGGAGGAAGAGUAUCUCUGCGCUCAAAUAACGUUAUGUGGGUAUGUAACCUGUGCAGGAAACAGCAGGAAAUCCUAACUAAAUCAGGAGAAUGGUUUUCAUCAGGGCCUGGGGGGCGACCUCUUAGUGUGGGUGCUCCCUUCAGUGGCCCUGAUUUGGACAAGGACAGCAAGUUGCGCUCCAGAUCCCAGGCUCCAGGCCUUAACAUUAACGACACUCUGCCAUCCAGCCUUGGUACUGACGAGCCCACCAGGGGAGCAGAUACAAUGCCUGCCUCACGGUCCCGCAGUGAACCGCCAAGAGACAAGACGAGACCUGUGUCCCUGCAUGAUCAGAAUGGAAAGGUAAUUGGGCGUGGAGAAAGAAGGCGAGGUCCCGGCAGGUUGUCAUCACAAGCCUCCGAAGACCGAGCUCCAGGUGAGAAGCGGGACAGCAGGAAAGGCCACUCCCAGGAGUACCUAGAGGAUGACACCACCCAUCCUGACCGAAGAAGACGACAGGAGGAGGAAGAGAGAGAGCGUCAAAGACGAGAGAAGGAGUACCAGACCCGUUACCGCAGUGACCCGAACCUAGCCCGCUACCCUGUUAAACCGCAGAAGGAAGAACAGGAAAUGCGAAUGCAUGCCAAAGUGUCCAAAAUGCGUCAGGAGCGUCAUCACAGUGACCUUGCUAUCAAUGAAGUGGGAUUGCUUCAAGAUGGGGGUGAGGCCACUGGAAAUCACAUGAGCAGGCAGCGAAUAGCCAGCAACGAGGACCGCAAGGACUUUUUAGAGAACCAUCAAGCUUAUUCUGUGGACAGGACCAUGGGGGGUGGCAUUGGGGGACAAGUAUCUCUUGCUAAACAGGGCCACGGUGGCCCUCAUGUGGGCCCUACAGGCCCCCCAGACCUCAGGGACAGACAGGACUGGGGCCCAAAGGAGCAUCUGGAACCUGGGUCUGCAGCUUUUUUGCACAGGGCUAAGCGAGAAAAGGCUGCUGAAAUCCUACGUAAAGACUCUUCUCUUAGCUCGGACCAAUCAGAAUCACUGCGGCCUCCUCCACCAAGAGCCUAUAGACCCAAACGAGGCCUCAACAAGAGGCAGAUGUCCAUCAGUAGCUCUGAGGAGGAGGGUGGCUCCACACCUGAAUACACCAGCUGUGAGGAUGUGGAGAUCGAAAGUGUUAGUGAAAAAGGUGACUGGGACAGUCAUCCUCUAGACCCCACUGAGUGGCAUCAUCCUGUUAGCUGGCAGCCAUCCAAAGAGGGAGAUCAUUUGAUUGGCCGCAUCACUCUAAGUAAGCGUUCCACCAUGCCAAGAGAAGCCGGUUCCCUACUCGGUCUGAAGGUGGUUGGUGGGAAAAUUACAGAAUCAGGGAGACUCGGGGCCUUCAUCACCAAAGUAAAGAAAGGAAGUCUGGCUGACAUUGUUGGCCAUUUACAAGCAGGCGAUGAGGUGUUACAGUGGAAUGGGAAGGCGUUGCCUGGAUCAACUAAAAAGGAAGUGUACAACAUUAUUUUAGAAUCCCAAUCUGCAUCUCAAGUGGAAAUAGUUGUUUCCAGACCAAUUGGUUUUUUUCCCUGCAGAGAUACACCAAGAAUUCGUGGGACGUCACAUCCUCCUUUAGAGUCAACUGGUUCCAGUUCUAUAGAUGAAUCCCAAAAGAUGGACCAGCCAUCCAUCUCAGUAAUGUCUCCCACCAGUCCGGGGAUGUUGCGAGAUCUCCCUCUGGUUCUACCAGGCCAGCUGUCGGUAAAAUUGUGGUAUGAUAAAGUCGGCCAUCAGCUUAUUGUCAAUGUUCUACAAGCACGAGACCUGCCCCCUCGACUGGAUGGACGACCCAGGAGUCCUUACGUCAAAAUGUAUUUUCUUCCUGAUAGAAGUGACAAGAGCAAGAGAAGGACGAAGACCGUGAAGAAGAGUGCAGAGCCAAAGUGGAACCAGACGUUCCUGUACUGUCACAUCCAUCGCAGAGACUUCAGAGAGCGCAUGUUGGAGAUUACUGUUUGGGACCAGCCCAGAGUCCAGGAGGAUGAGAGUGAAUUUCUAGGAGAGAUUUUGAUCGAACUGGAGACAGCUCUGUUAGAUGACCAGCCACACUGGUACAAACUGCAGACCCAUGAUGUGUCCUCAAUCCCCAUGACCCAGCCCUCCCCCUGCCUCCCCUGCAGACAUGUUCAUGGAGACAGUCCCAGCAAGAAACUGCAAACAGCAGAGAGGAACUCUCGAGACAGGGAGAGGUCAAGCACACUGACGGUACCUGAGAGACAGGCUGCCAUACAGAAUCGCUCGCGGUCGGUGUCACCGCACAGAGAAGACCAGUGUAGAGCCCGGUCACGACCCGCACAUGUCCCUAUGCAGAGGAGUUUGGAUGAGAUCCACAAAAACCACCAUCAUUCCAACUCUCCCUCCCGCUAUCAUGACUCCCACCAGGAACAUCGCUCUGGAGAAUCUGACUAUGAAUAUUCAGAGGACAGUGAGGUCCUGGAGAUGCACAGAUCAAUCCGAGGUGGGAGUGCUGAGUGCCUGCCUACAAACAGUGAUCUUCAGCCUUCAUUAGAUAGAGUAAGAAGUGCCAGUACGACUUGUUUGCGACCAGAGACCAAUUUCCAUUCACCUGAUAGAGAAAGGCAUUCCGGCAGUUUGGAUAGGCCGAGCUGUCAGAAAGCUAACGUGAAAACCAUUGAUUGUGACAGACUCCAGCCCACCUCUAUCCUAAGGGGCAGCAGCAGGAGGCGAGAGCCUCCCCUCAGGUCCUUUGGCCAGACCACAAUUGGGGGUUCCUGCCCUAACUCCCCACGAGCUGACAGAGAAUUUCAACACGGUGGACAAUAUUCCUCGGCAAGGACAACGUCAUUAGGGCGCAAGGGCAGACAGCUGCCACAGCUCCCUGCAAAGAGCAGCAGUAUAGAGCAAGACCAUGUCAACAGUAAACCAGAAGAGAAACCUAACUCAGCACUAGCAAUGGAAGAACGGGCUCGUCAGUUGCAGAUGAAAGUGCAGAACUAUCGGCCGGGCUCUUCUGCCUGCUCUGGUCAUGACCCAGAGGCAGAGCUCAAGAACAAGAGAGAUAUGUAUAAGGACCAGAGGAGGAGUUGUGAUAACAUGUCUGUAAGGUCAGACAGCGACAUGAGCGAUGUAUCAGCCAUUUCCUGUGCCAGCAGUGUUUCGCGGCUGAGCGCCACCAGCUACAUGUCCAUUCAGUCUGAGAGACCACACGGCAGAAUCAGGUCAAAGUCAUUGGAGAGUUGUAAAGGUGAAGAGAAUAAGGAGAGAAGGAUUUCAUGGGGGGUUAAUGGAACAGACAACAGGAUGUUUCUGGGAAAGAGGCGCUUCUCUGAGGAGCUUAAACGCAGGCAUCAUACGGUGGCUGGAAAUGUGAGUGCUCACAGUCAUCAAGUCAGAGCCUCAGCUGGUCGGAGUAUGCUAAAGAGCACAAGUGUUAGCAGUGAUAUCAACACAGCAGAACGAACAGACGGCAGCCAGUCUGACACUGCCCUGGGAACAGUUGGAGCCGGAGCGAAAAAGCGGCGCUCCAGCCUCAAUGCACGUUUUGUGGCAAUCGUGGGAAACCGUCGCAGCCGAAGCACCUCACAAAUCAGUCAGACUGGUUAGUCUCAACAACUACACCACCAUAAUCUUUGGAUUAUGAUCAAGAUUUCAUAGUUAGAAGGUUCUCACUUAUAUUUGAAGACAAAUUACUUUGAAACAGCUUUUCUUGUCUGCUGAAAUAACAAAGGUCAAGCAUUCAGCAAAAAUUAUUAUAAAGCAAUAGUUUACAGAUAAAUGAAAAUUCUGUUAUUAUUUACUCACCCUAAUGCUGCUCUAAACCCUAAUGACUUACUUUCUUCCGUGGAAUACAAAAGAUGAUUUUUUUUUUUUUAAAUCGUCACUUAGUUAAUUUGCCAAUGACAGUGAAUAGUGACUCCAGCCUGUCAAGAUUGAAAAAGGACACAAUAAAAUACAAUAAAACCAUAGUAAAAUAAAUUUCAGUCAGCAUUCACAAAUCUCAAAUAAAGUCAUUGGUAAAGUGGUAUAUCAAAUGUGGCAGCUACAUGGAUAGCAUCAAACCUCAUUGGUUCUCAUCACAUCUUGUGACCAAACAUUCGGCAUGAUGUCACGUUUUGUGUUCCAUGGAAGCAGGGUUGGGAGGGUUACUUUUGAAAUGUAUUCCACUACAGAUUACAGAAUACAUGCUGUAAAAUGUAAUUUGUUAUGAAUUUCCUUAGAUUUCUCAAGGUCAGUAACGUAUUCUAAAUACUUUGGAUUACUUCUUCAGUACUGGUAGAUUUUUUUCACUUGUUUUUACUAUAAAAACUGUUAUGUUAAAGAUACAUUCUCUGAAAAAAACUUGUUUUAAGGAUGUUUAGAUAUUUUUACUGGAAAACAAUACAAAAAGGAUUAUAAAGAAUAAGGUACUAGAAAAAAGAAAUUAUGAUCCAACAUGAAUUUUCUUGAUAAAGCAUCGUAUCGUGCCUGGUAAAGUGCAUGUGUAAUGGAUAGAAAUAGCAUUUUAGCUUAGAAUAAAGCUGACAAUUUACAGAAGGUUUAUUUCUAUUUCUUCUGCUCCAAAUUGACUUCAAACUUACUUCUCUGUCUGCUCUUAUGAAUGUAAAACAUCAUAAGAAAGUGUUUAACCGCUGUUCAAAUG